Molecule: messenger RNA, 1987 nt
Organism: Rana temporaria (common frog)
Lineage: Eukaryota; Metazoa; Chordata; Amphibia; Anura; Ranidae
Gene: TMEM163
Product: transmembrane protein 163
Exons: 8
Coding region: 167-1009 (280 amino acids)
Cellular component (GO): synaptic vesicle membrane
Molecular function (GO): zinc ion binding
Source: RefSeq, a predicted model, not a curated record
UCUCUCUCUCAUUCUCUGCUCCCUCUCUCUCUCUCCCCUCUCUCGCAGUCAUGAGACUGCACUGACAGCUCUGGGCACGUCCUAGUCCUCCUCCAGCAGCUGCAUCCAGUGUACAGAGGCAGCCUGACUUGUCAGCUAGGUGCCACAUUCCCCAGCCAUCAGCAGCAUGGAGCCCCUGGACACCGAGCUCUGCACCCCCCCGGACCCGGGCUUCAUACAGCCCUCCUGUAACGGACAGACAGGGCAGCCCCCCAUCAGGAGCCUGGAGACCCCCAUCCAGAUGGACCAGCAGAUGAAGAUGAGUGAAAGUGGCGAGUUCAGCGAUCUGGUGGAGAACAGAGGUUUAUUAGAAAGCAGCACAAAGCUAAAGCCACAUGAAGCCCAGAGUUACAGGAAGAAGGCAUUAUGGAUAUCCUUGCUGUCCAUCAUCAUCACGCUGGUCCUGGCAGUAGCGGCUUUCACGGUCUCGGUGAUGAGAUUCAGCGCUUCAUCCUUUGGAUUUGCAUUUGAUGCUGUCCUGGAUGUUGUAUCGUCAGGGAUAGUGUUAUGGCGUUACAGCAAUGCUGCAGCUGUACAUUCAGCACACCGAGAAUACAUGGCCUGUGUGAUCCUGGGGGUCAUCUUCCUGCUCUCAUCGCUCUGUAUUGUGAUAAAAGCCAUUCAUGACCUUUCCAUCCGGGUCAUUCCAGAAGUGGAUAGCUUUCUGUUCAGUGUCUCCAUAUUAAGUGGGAUCCUCUGCUCCCUAUUGGCUGCUGUAAAAUUCAUGUUGGGAAGAGUCCUGACGAGUCGAGCACUGAUCACUGAUGGAUUCAACUCGCUGGUUGGCGGCAUCAUGGGGUUCUCUAUUUUGAUCAGCGCCGAGGUUUACAAGCACCACCCCUCCGUCUGGUAUCUGGAUGGGACUGUCGGGAUUCUGAUCGGACUGAUCAUCAUGAGCUAUGGAGUCAAGCUGUUGGUGGACAUGGUCCCUCGAGUCAGACAGACGCGUCACUACGAGAUGUUCGAAUGAAGCCGCACGCCGACUCUCCAUUGCCAAAGGUGGCCACAAGUCACACACAGUGUUUUCCUUUCCCUACAAGUAUUUCUGGCUACUAUUACAGAACAACAAACUAAACAUGACCGAGAUGAUCAAACUGACAUUUGUGGGGCCGGCCUGUGGAGGGUGCGCCCCUCCCCCUCUGCCCCCCCCCUCCCCGCCCCCCAGUAUGAAAGAGUUUUAUUUUGGAUCGUUCCAGCACAAACCCCAGCGUGAAAAGACUGGCGGAAGCAGCAGACUGUGUCCUGACCUUUGCUUCAUGUACAGAAUAAGCGAACAUCGAAAACAUCUCCGACCGCGGAUACGUCACGCCCGAGUCACGCUCUGUAAGAGAACAUUAUAAACAGCCAAUGCAGACGCAAAGAGUAUUUUUCUAUAUAUAUAUCUCUAUACAUAUAUAUAUGUGCGCACAAUAAUCUGAUGGACCCAUUCCGGCACUUGUGUGCAUUCCCUUUAUGCCAACACAGACUUCAGUAGCACAAGGUACAAAGUUGUACCAUUUUAUCACAUACAAAGAGCACAUUUAUUAAAGGAGAUCUCCGGUCAGAAAGAGGCCAUAAUGUCCACUCCCACCCGUGAAAUACUUUUAUUGGGAAGCCAAUCCUUACUUUUGUCAGUCCCAUCUUUGCUCAUAUUGGCUCAAUAGGUCCUUGACCUUUAACCUUUCACUGUUCUUUUAAUAGCAGAGUCAUUUAAACCUAUCCCUUCAAAAGGAACCCUAAAGCUAUUCGUCCUGCAAAUGUUACUAGGCUGCUGACUUUAAUUUUUGGGGUGGGGGGGGCAGUUCCCCGCUUUUAUUCCUAACCCUAGCAAUAAACUCCUAGGGUGCCUUACUUACCUUGCCAGGUGUGGAAUGGUAAUGGCACUUUUCCAGCUCUUAUAAUGGUUGUUAAGCCACUCUAACCUGUAUACACCAUCAGCACUGCCUCCUAUUGCAGUGCCCCCCUCUGU